AUGUCUAACCAAACUAAUAUCAAGACGACUGAGUCUCUUACUAGCCAGUCGAACACUGGGUCUCUUACUAGCCAGUCGAACACUGAGUCUCUUACUAGCCAGUCGGACACCACUGAGUCUCUUACUAGCCAGUCGGACACUGAGUCUCUUACUAGCCAGUCGGACACCACUGAGUCUCUUACUAGCCAGUCGGACACUGUCAUCACGGCUUCAUCAUCUUCAGAGACCAACCACAACGACCGACCCAUCCGCAAGGAAACCAAUCUCUGGCCCAAAGUGAAGGAAUACCUGCUCUCCCGCGCCGAAUUGGAAACGGACCCCCACACCGUCACCCCGCGCCCCAUGUGCGCCCUCUGCGACGAAAACGAGCUCGACAUCGCCGGCGUCCUGGCCACCGACAUCACCUCAGUCCGCUUCGAUGGUGCCGUGCUGCCCUGCAGCCACAUGUUCUGCAUCCCGUGCCUCAACGAAUACGAGGACAACCUCCCGGACCCCAACCCCUACGACGCCGUCUACAACCCCGUCUGCGGCCGCCGCAAGCUCACCCGCGAGUACAAGUGCCCGGCGUGCCGUGCCGACAUGCACCACAGGAAGUGCUGGUGCGAGGUCGGGGCUUGCAACCUUCCUUCGUAUGACCUUCUCGACGGCGGAGUUGCCGAGUCCGGCGGACAGUGGGUGCCCAAAAUGCUGCACCCCGGAGAGAGAAACCAGGAGGAGAUCGAGGUCUUGGAGUGGGUCGAUCAUGACCCUGCCGUUAUGGAUUUUGAGACUCGCCUGAAGCUCGUGGAGUUGGUGAACGCCGUGCCGACUACCAUGCCGGAGUGGGAGGCUGCUGUAGAGGUAGGCUGGGCUGCUGCUACCUCCGAGAACAAUGACGACGACGACGACGACGACGAUGAGCUUGAACAACACGAAACCAUCACAGAACAUCAAAAAACGUCCGGGGAACUUAACACUCGCCCCGUCGGCAUUACCAUUUCCAACGAUGCUGAUUUGAACGGCAAAAUCUACCCCAUCAUUUUAUGGAAUCAGGCGAUUACGCCUGUGUGCCCGAAAUGCGAUCGCGAGAGACUGCUCAGAUUUGCCUCUGCAAUGUUCCCUGUGCUUGAGGAAAUGCCUGAUUGGUUUAGGCACCGCGGGGUGCAGAAGACGGAGAAGUAAAUGUAUCCUCGUGCGAGGUACUAGAUGGAACCGAACGGGUUAGUGUUUUGAACGAGGAUGUUUUGGGCAAGAAGGAAGUGUUUUGGAUCACGGGUGGAUUUGGUUAUCUCUCUUACUGGUUCGCCUAAUGGGCCCUCUGAGAGUUUGAAGGAAUUUUUCGAGAAGAAAGGAAAUGUUUGGGAUUAUCUGCGAAUUUGGUUAUCUCUCUUACUGGUUUCGCCUAAUGGGCCCUCUGAGAAGUUUGAAGGAAUAUCGAGAAGAAAGGAAAUGUUUGGGAUUAUUAUCUGUGAAUUUGGUUAUCUCUCCUACUGGUUCGCCAUAUGGGCCCCUUCGAGAG
Neurospora tetraspora is the source of this 1498-nucleotide messenger RNA. RefSeq lists its product as uncharacterized. The record is from RefSeq and is a predicted model, not a curated record. NCBI's taxonomy places the organism in Eukaryota, Fungi, Ascomycota, Sordariomycetes, Sordariales, Sordariaceae. Bases 1 to 1161 code for a protein of 386 amino acids. The transcript has 2 exons.